This is a messenger RNA of Papilio xuthus (Asian swallowtail), 1823 nucleotides long. RefSeq names its product Pyrroline 5-carboyxlate reductase (gene P5cr). Bases 214 to 1041 code for a protein of 275 amino acids. The record is from RefSeq and is a predicted model, not a curated record. The transcript has 5 exons. Gene Ontology annotation, biological process: L-proline biosynthetic process. NCBI's taxonomy places the organism in Eukaryota, Metazoa, Arthropoda, Insecta, Lepidoptera, Papilionidae. Gene Ontology annotation, molecular function: pyrroline-5-carboxylate reductase activity.
UCGUUAACGUCAUAUUUUCGUACAUUUUCGAAUUUAUCCAUAUUUAUCAUAUAAGUUCCGUGCAUUUCCUUAAUUUGAAAUCAAAGUCGAAAAAUUUAACACUUAUUUACCUACAAAUCAGUUAAAUAAAUAAUUGCGUACAUAAAAACGAUACCAAGAACUUAUAAUUUUAAAUCUUUUAUUGAUACGGAGCUUGUUGAAGUGAAAUAAAAUAUGUCUUUAACUAUUGGUUUUAUUGGUGGCGGAAAUAUGUCCACAGCAAUUGCUAAAGGAAUUUUAAGAAACGAUUCUUAUUCUGCAUCUCAAAUUUGGGUAUCUGGUCCUCAUAUAGCUCACCUAAAACACUGGGAAGAAAUGGGUGCUAAUGUAACAGAUAAAAAUGGAGAAGUAUUAAGUAAAUGUGAUGUGGUAUUUCUUGGUAUUAAGCCUGGUGUAUUGAGUUUUGCCCUCAGUGAUUGUCUUAAAUCCUUUUCUGAUUAUCCUCGUAAGAAUUUCUUUUUUGUUUCAAUGUUGGCUGGUGUCACUAUUGAAAAUCUACAUAAGGCAUUCAAAGUGUUCAACUUUCCCACAAGUGUUAUAAGGAUUAUGCCCAAUACACCAAUGAGUGUGGGUGCAGGAAUUUGUCUAUAUACACCAGAUGAUAGAGUCAAACCGGAGCAAUGCACUCUUCUGGAGAAAGUUCUGAGUGGUUGUGGUAUUUGUGAGGAAGUCACUGAAACAUUGAUGAAUUCUGGCGGUACUCUGCCUGCCUGUGGGCCAGCUUUUAUGUAUAUUGUAAUAGAAGCAUUAGCGGAUGGAGCAGUAAAACAGGGUGUUCCUAGGGCAAUGGCCCUGCGUUGGGCUUCUCAAGUAUUAGUGGGCAGUGGAGAAAUGGUGUUACAGUCCAAAAAACACCCUGGUCUGUUGAAGGAUGAAGUUUGUUCACCAGGUGGCUCAACUAUCUGUGGUGUAACUGCUCUGGAGAAUGGAAGAUUAAGGGCAACCUUAAUUAAUGCCGUAGAAGCGGCAACAUUGAGAACAUAUGAGAUGGGGAAGAAAUAAAUCAGUAAAUAUAUGAACGGGUUACUACAAGAAUCACGAGUCAUCUUGGGUAUUAGUUAAUUAAGAGCACAGUUUGUUAUAAUAGUUUAUUUGCAUCCAAAAGCCAAAGGGUAUAAAGCUAAAGGUUAGUUUGUUCUGAAUAUGUAUUUGUAUACCAGUAUUUAGGAAUAGUUCAUACUAAUAUUGAUCUAGUAGAUUUUACUCUUAAAUAUUAUAAGAUGCAAACUUUAUGUUGGCUUGUUAUAAUUUGUAAGCACGGACAACUUUCCUAUUCACGCGUUUUUCCCUACACUCUGUGCAGUGUCCUGUGUGGAAUUAAUUUUGUAUGGUAAUGUAUGUCUUAUUCUUUCACAUAAGUUGUUUAGGUUUAAUCUUUUUAUGGACGGCUGUACUGGUAAAUAUACAUGACAUUACAUUAUUUAAAUGUGUUUAUUAUAUAGUUUUAGUCCAUGAUUUUGUGAUAGUUGAAAAAUUACUUAUUUACUGUUACCUAUUGCAUAUGUGAACAAUUAAGUGUAAUUUAUUUUUAAUUUAUUUAUUCUGAAUGUAUCAAAUUAUUUCUUUUCUGGAUGGUAGUAUCCUUUUGAAUGUAGAUUUAGUAUAAUAAUUUUUGAGUGAAACAACUCUUCGCUUAUAAUAUUAGUAGAUUUCUAGUAGUCCUAGCAUUGCAAUGGACCUUUUGUACCAGAUUUGUGACAGAAAAAAUUAUGUAGAUAGUUUUUUUUUCUCAGUAAUUGUUGCCCACCAAUGAUAAUUUAAUAGUUUCAGUAUUAUUUAUCAUU